CUGGCUAUAUUUGUAGUGUCAAUACCAGAUGGUAUAGCUGUUGAUUCCCUUAGCCGGCUGAUAUUCUACACUGAUACUGGUAAUAAUGUAAUUGCUAAGAUGACAGUGGAUGGAUCUUCUCACCAAGAGAUAAUUAAAAGUGGGCUGGAUGAACCUAGAGCAAUAGUACUCGACACUAACAACAAGUAUUGCUUUCCCUAUAAUUUAUUGCACCGACAUGCUGAAGGCUUCUUUAUAGUUUUAUCUUGUGUAAAUUUUAGAAAAAUGUAUUGGACUGACUGGGGACUGGCGAAGAUAAUGACGGCAGAUUAUGAUGGAAAUAAUCAAAAAUCCCUAAUUACGACAGGGUUAAGGUGGCCCAAUGGUUUGGCUUUAGAU
Molecule: messenger RNA, 378 nt
Organism: Lottia gigantea (owl limpet)
Lineage: Eukaryota; Metazoa; Mollusca; Gastropoda; Lottiidae
Exons: 2
Source: RefSeq, a predicted model, not a curated record